Mustela lutreola (European mink) is the source of this 1365-nucleotide messenger RNA. RefSeq names its product D-aminoacyl-tRNA deacylase 1 (gene DTD1). The record is from RefSeq and is a predicted model, not a curated record. NCBI's taxonomy places the organism in Eukaryota, Metazoa, Chordata, Mammalia, Carnivora, Mustelidae. The transcript is spliced from 6 exons. Gene Ontology annotation, molecular function: D-tyrosyl-tRNA(Tyr) deacylase activity. Bases 134 to 763 code for a protein of 209 amino acids. Gene Ontology annotation, biological process: tRNA metabolic process. Gene Ontology annotation, cellular component: cytoplasm.
GCCAACCGGGACGGACCGGGCUGUUCUGCGCGCUUCCUGGUGUCACCCGCAGAGGGCGCCGGCCGUCGAGCCGCCUGCAGAGUAGCGAGGCCGGAAGGAGCGCGGCGUCGCCCCGUUCGCCCCAGCAGCCGCCAUGAAAGCCGUGGUGCAGCGCGUCACCCGGGCCAGCGUCACAGUUGGAGGAGAGCAAAUAAGUGCUAUUGGACGGGGCAUCUGUGUGUUGCUGGGUAUUUCUCUGGAAGAUACACAAAAGGAAGUGGAACACAUGGUCAGAAAGAUUUUGAACCUGCGUGUGUUUGAGGAUGAGAGUGGGAAACACUGGUCAAAGAGUGUGAUGGACAAACAGUACGAGGUGCUCUGCAUCAGCCAGUUCACCCUCCAGUGCGUCCUCAAGGGCAACAAGCCUGACUUUCAUCUGGCAAUGCCCACAGAGCAGGCAGAGAGCUUCUACAACAGCUUCCUGGAGCAGCUGCGGAAGACAUACAGGCCGGAGCUCAUCAAAGAUGGCAAGUUUGGUGCCUACAUGCAAGUCCACAUUCAGAAUGAUGGACCUGUGACCAUAGAAUUGGAGUCCCCGGCUCUUGGCGCUGCUACCUCUGACCCGAAGCAGCUGUCAAAGCUUGAAAAACAGCAGCAGAGGAAAGAAAAGACCAGAGCCAAGGGGCCUUCUGAAUCAAGCAAAGAGAGAAAUGCCCCCCGAAAAGAAGACCGCAGUGCCAGCAGUGGGGCGGAGGGCGACGUGUCUUCUGAGCGGGAGCCAUAGACUUAGGGAUGGAACUCAGUGCAUUAUCAUUGGGUGGAACUGGAUCCUGAAAAAUUCAUGAAAGAUGCUGUGUACCUUCUCUGCUUUAAGAAUUUGGAACUGAAUCAUGAAAAGGAAGACAGAAAUAAGAAAUUGGGACCCUGAGUAGCCCUGCAGAAACAAAGCAGAACAAAACAAAACACCACCACCAAAGGAAUGAUACCAUUUUCUGUUGUUGCUAUGGUCUUAGUGAAAGUGGGUGCUGGCGGUGUGGGGGCGUGCACCCUGUGCACAUGGCAGCAGGGCCUAUCCCCAUGCUCUCUCCGUGCAAAGACUUUGCUGGUUCCUGUGAUUUCUUGGCUUGCUUUUGAAACAGGCUGGCCCCACAUCAUUUGUCAUAGAGUCCUCCUUUUACAUGUGUCCAUGAUGGGUCUCCACUGCAUUCAUGCUGUCCAUGUUCUUCCCAACACGGGCUAAGCCAAGGCACCGGUUAAGGUGUAAAGAGAGCAAACAUUGGUGAUAAUGUAUUGUGUAAGACCUUUGCAUCUUGUAAAUUUUCUCAUUUUUCUAAAAAGAAAUAAUAAAAUCCUAAACCCCAAUAAACCACUUUAUUAUUAAACAAA